AUGGUUGUGCCAACUUACAAUAUCUCAAUGUUCCCUGAAUAUAAAGAUAUCUCCAAUAAUGGAGGUUUUGCAUCAGUGUACUGCGAAGAUGAUCCAAGAGCUUGCCAAAACACACCGUGGACUAUGGAUGGUGUAGACAUCCUUGAAUUCAAUUUUUACGCCCCAUUUUUGCUGACAAUGUUCAAUUUUCUUGUGCAGGUUCUGAAUGUAUUGUUUUUGAUCAAGAAAAAUUAUCUGAAAACUGGUCCAUUUUAUAAAAUAUUAUUGAUUUUAUCGAUUAGCAGUGUUUUUCGGUGCAUACAUAGUUUUCUGAAUUAUAGCAUUGUGGCAAUUUACAAAUCAGAUGCUGAAAUUUAUCAAAUUUCUGUUAGAAGUUCAAUGUAUAUCGAUUUCUUUUUCAAUUUUUUUCUAACAAUUCUAAUAUUCCUGAUGUCUCUCAAUCGAUGUUUAUGUUUUGUAUCGAAUUAUUGGAAUGAAAAAAUCUUCGAGGGCCAGAAAUAUAAGAUCUUGAUAUUCAUAGCAUUUUCAAUCGCAAUUCUAGCAACAAUAAUUGGUAUCAAAACCUCAGAAAUCAGAAGAUUAUUCUACGUCGAAGCUGGAUUCAUUGAUUACAGUCAAAAUUUAGAUGGCUACAAAACAAUGAUCGACAGAAUUUUCUACAUAUUUCCCAUUAGCUCUACAAUUUGCUAUAUAAUUUUGUUUCGAUAUCUGAGAAAGCAAUCGAAAAUGGUUCUAACAUCUCGGAACGCCGAGCAAAAAAUAUUCGCACAACUCUUGGUUACAGUUAUAUUCUACGGACUUAUUUGUAUAUUUUUUGAAGCUGUUGGGAUUUUAGACAACGUUUUGGAGAAUGAUGAAUUGAUUUUAUUGAUAUCCUGGCUGAAUAUUAUCAAUUACUUGCCUGAAAUCUCACUGCCUUUCAUGCUUUUGGUUUCAAAUUUUCAAUUUUGCAGGAAAUCAAUUAAAAUUGAGGCAAUUGUUAGUACAAUGACUUCAAACACUGUUAAAUGA
Molecule: messenger RNA, 1011 nt
Organism: Caenorhabditis angaria
Lineage: Eukaryota; Metazoa; Nematoda; Chromadorea; Rhabditida; Rhabditidae
Source: the annotation of a GenBank genome assembly